CGCUGGUCGGGCUUGCCCACUGGGCUCGCCUCAUCUCCGCCCGCACCGUGAUGCGCCUGCUCCGGCUCGCCUGCCUCGCCCUCGCUGUGCACUCGAGCCGUGCCCUCCGCCUCGUGCCCACGGAGGGUCGCAGGGCCGCGCUCGGAAGGGGCGUGGCCGCCGCCGCCGCCUCUGCUGCCGCCGCCUCAGCCGCCGCCACUGCCGCGCUGCGCCCAGCCGCCGCGUUGGCGAGCACAGCGGCGGAGUUGACUGGCGUGCAGGCUGGAUUCGACGAGGCCGCGGAGAAGCGGGCAAGGUACCAGGCGAUGCAGAAAGACUACAAGAAGGCGGCGUGGCGCAAGCAGCUGUCGAACCUCGAGUUUUCCGACUCGGACGGCGAGGCGCUCGAGGCGAUCAAGGCGAUCAUCAAGCUCAUCCGUGAGCACGGCGAGCGAGAUUCCGCGCAACGAGAUCCCGCAGGGCGUCCGCAAGCAGGACCUCGACCAGGUCUACAAGCGCGUGCAGCCAAACCUUUCCAAACCGGUGCGGAUGGCGUUCCUCGAUCUCGACGGCCUCGUCCAAAAGGCCGUCACCGUCAAGGACUUGCGCGCGGACGAGUGAUACGAGUGAGGCGCACGCGGCCGCCUCGCUACAUGAAGUCUCGGUCUCUCCCCCUGCUGACUCUCGCGCGCCUCUUCGGACUCCGCGCUCGUGGCAUGUCCAUGCGUUGCCCGCCUUUUGUCUUUUUGCGUCCGCGAUUUCGCGAAGGUAUGAUACGCUACCGCACAC
Messenger RNA from Emiliania huxleyi CCMP1516, 768 nucleotides. RefSeq lists its product as hypothetical. The record is from RefSeq and is a predicted model, not a curated record. Lineage: Eukaryota; Haptophyta; Isochrysidales; Noelaerhabdaceae. The transcript has 5 exons. The annotation marks the transcript as partial.